AUGUCUCUGGCAACUCUUCUUGAUGAUUAUCUCCCGCUUUUGCCUACUUUAGAGCAUCGCAGGCGCCGAAAUCGUCCAUUGAUGCUGAAUCUUCUGGAUUUAUUGGAAAAUGAAAUGGAUCAGAGAGUGGGCCAUGUCGUCCGCCGUUUACCAGCUGCUUUAUUGGAUUGGGACGACGAUUACGAACUCGUGAACGGAAGAAAACGAAAACGCAAACCCAACGCUGUGGCUGUUUAUGAACCGAAAACAAAAUGUCAAGUGAUAACCAAAGACAACAAGUUCCAAGUCCAAAUGGAUACGUCCAACUAUCAACCUGAUGAAAUAACGGUGAAAGUAGUCAAUGACAAACUCACCAUUUCUGCUAAACAUGAAACUAAAGCCGAUGAUGUAUAUGAAUAUCACGAAAUGACUCGGUCCUUCAGUUUACCGGAAGGAGUAGAUCCUGAUGCUGUAGUAUCUCGUCUAAACACAAAUGGCCAAUUGACCAUAGAAGCCCCAAUGAAACCAUCCAAGGAUACCACUAGUAGAGUAGUUCCUGUUGAAAUGACAAAAGAUAAAUCGGAUGACAAGGUAGAAGGUAAAGACAAGCAAACGCAGAAGAAUGACAAAUAA
Argiope bruennichi is the source of this 612-nucleotide messenger RNA. RefSeq names its product heat shock protein beta-6-like. NCBI's taxonomy places the organism in Eukaryota, Metazoa, Arthropoda, Arachnida, Araneae, Araneidae. The record is from RefSeq and is a predicted model, not a curated record. Gene Ontology annotation, biological process: response to heat; protein refolding. The coding region runs from base 1 to 612 and encodes 203 amino acids. Gene Ontology annotation, molecular function: protein folding chaperone. The transcript has a single exon.